This is a messenger RNA of Sipha flava (yellow sugarcane aphid), 588 nucleotides long. RefSeq lists its product as uncharacterized. The coding region runs from base 106 to 567 and encodes 153 amino acids. The transcript has 2 exons. Lineage: Eukaryota; Metazoa; Arthropoda; Insecta; Hemiptera; Aphididae. The record is from RefSeq and is a predicted model, not a curated record.
GAAGCAUGUUUGUCAAAAUUUUUAAAUCAUUUGUGGUAUUUGAAUGAAGAAUGCGUAGUGUUCGGUAUAUUCGAUGAAAGAAUUUCAAUAGAAACCCGAAAAAAAAUGGCCAGUAAGCUCAUUGAAUAUAAAGAAUUUACUCCGGAAGUGGAAGGAGAAUUUUCCCAGGAUAUAUUAUCAGGACAAAAAAAGUUUUCCUUAAAGAUAGAAGACGUGGAUGAAUUUUUAGAUAAAGAACUACCUAUCAAUUUGUUAAGUUGGAAAUCAAAUAAAUUAUUUAAAAGAUUUAAAAUUUCUUCAGAGUACCUAAAAAUGGAUCCUAUAGAGUGGAAUAAUAAUUCUGCUUACCAGUCAGCAAAAAAAGUUAUAAGUUCGUUACAAAUUGUAAAUGACAUUGCAGAGAGAGGGGUGAAACUCAUGGAGGAUUUUAAUGAAAAGUUCACCAAAAAUGAAAACCAAAAACAAUAUUUGCUUCAAGUUAUUCAAAAAUACAGAAAAACGUAUCAAAAACAAACAAGAAUAGCUUUGAGCGCACCAUUUAUAGAUGAAAGUACCAAUACCGAUUGAAAUACACUUGUUAUUAUUUGA